Molecule: messenger RNA, 1648 nt
Organism: Amoebophrya sp. A120
Lineage: Eukaryota; Dinophyceae; Syndiniales; Amoebophryaceae
Source: the annotation of a GenBank genome assembly
GGCCAUGGUGCUGUCGCAGAAAUCCGAAACAGAAAGACGGAAAAAGAAGCGGCACAGCAGCGUCACUGUCCCGACCGGCGUCGUGGACAACGUCGAGAAACUGGCCAAACAACUGCGACCAGUAAUUGGACAUAUCCUGCUCUCCUUGUCCGAAGACGAUCUUGAGAUCUAUCUCCAGAGGCAGAAAACAAUUCAACGCGUCAUGACGCUCCGUGAAUAUGACGACCUGGAGAAAUUCAAGAUUCGCUGCUCGUAUCUCGGCAGUGAUACUGUUUUCUUUGCCAGCGCGCGCAACUCCAGCUACGCCGCCGAAAUUGAAGCACUCGCUGAAGCCUGUCCAGUGCUUGAAAUGUGCUUGGAGAAGUACAAAGCAUGGGGACUACGAGCAGGCAGCGUGGUCUUCAGUGACUCCAAAUCGGCAGUGGCGAGGAUCAUCAGCAAAUCUGUGAUUUCGGCACAGGAUGCUGAUGUCUUCAAACCUUUGGCGAAGUUGAAGGACAUGUACAUGAAGUCGGAGUGGGAAAUCGGAUCGUGCACCGAUCGGGUGAAUCCGGGCGAUUCGUUCACCAAGAUCUCCUCCGGUUUCAAGAUGGACGAGCUGCUGGAAGUCCUGCAGGGUACUUUCAAUGUACCACUCGGCCAGCUGUUCAUGUACAAGAGGGUGUACACAUGGGAGCGACCGUUAUGUCCCUCCACCAAGGAAAUCUAGAUCGAUCCCGAAAAUUUCCGAACGUUGUGAUCGAGCUACGAAUUCCAAUCGAGAACUUGUUUUUGUUUCAACCACUUUUGCUUCCGACCGAAGAGCACGACCAGAGUCCUAUUCCAUCGGCGGAUUCUAUCCUACGAGAACUACUCUUUCUUCAAGAAGUUUUGUGCGAUUGUUUUAUGCGGACCGUUCAAGUUUCUGCCUCUGCUCCAGUCCGAAUCCACGUGUUUUACUCCACGACGAUUACGGCUGGUUCUACAGAUACGAAUCCGCAGUUUCAAAAUUUUGGUUUUAGAAAUGAACACGCUUCUCCUGAACCGACGCGGGUGUUAGGAUCGCACCAUCACCAGGACAGAAUUCCGAAAGGAGUGGUCUCCGUGGAGAGGAACCUAGCCGGUGCCCCGUCAACCAAAAAAAAUUCGUCCAGCAGUGUUGGCGAGCUUUUCGCGGUCGGAGAUAAAUCCUUUUCAGCGAUGGAAUUACGGAUUUGCUUUGUUAGCUAGCGGUACGUGAGGGAACUGCUGAGUCUUUUUCCGGAAAAGAACCGCGACGGAGAAAACGGAAUGUUUACGAGUCGGGUCCUCAAUCACUUCUUCCACCCCCCGGGCACUGUUGAUUUGUUCUCUAGAACGUAAUCUUCGUGUCAAGGGUAAAAGUGAUUGAGAGACUCGAGAGAAAAGAUAAGCAAAUCGGAAGUCGUUUAUUUGACCACAAAUCGGAUUUCGUUUAUUCGUGCCUUCAUCUUUUCUGAGUGACAAGCUUCAAAUCGUUUCUUAACUCUUUGCUUGUUUUGUCGCAUCACAAAUUGCUUUUGAACACUUGUUUUGUUUUCUUCCAAAAACAAUCAUGAAUGGAAUCUUUCCCAAACAAUUCGUUUGCUCCGCCGCGGGCUCAAGGUCCUAAAUGUGUAUCGUAAACUGUUAACGAACCCAACCAAGAAAU